AUGGACUCAAAUCCUCAAAAUAGUUCUGACCAACUCGAUAAAGUAUGCAUCAUCGGUAGCGGUAACUGGGGAAGUGCCAUUGCGACCCUAGUUGGUCGCAACUGCGAGCGCUUGCCCUUUUUCGAAUCGCAGGUCAACAUGUGGGUCUUUGAGGAAAUGGUUGAAUUGGAAGAUGGUUCCCAAAAGAAGCUCACCGAAAUCAUCAACUCUCGCCACGAAAACGUUAAGUACCUCCCAGGCAUUCCCCUCCCUUCCAACGUUGUUGCGACUCCUGAUCUAGCAGAAGCCUGUCGCGAUGCCACGCUCUUGAUCUUUGUCCUACCCCACCAAUUCUUACCGCGACUACUUCCCGUCAUUCGCGAGUCGGCGCACCCAACCUGUCGGGGGGUUAGUCUCAUCAAAGGGCUUGACUUCGACUCGGAACGCAAACUUCCAAUCCUUAUUUCCAACACAAUCGCUGACGCCAUGGGACCUGAAUUUCAAUGCGGCGUUCUGAUGGGAGCGAACGUUGCCUCCGAGGUUGCUCUGGGUCAAAUGUGCGAGUCCACCUUGGCGUCUCCCUUUGGUCCACCAGCAGAUGAGCUGACACGUCUCGUCUUUGACGCUCCCUCCUUCCGAGUGCAGCACGUGCCAGACGUUGCGGGUGCCGAAGUCUGCGGUGCGCUUAAGAACGUAGUUGCUCUCGGCGCAGGUUUUGUUGAUGGCGUUGGACUCGGAAGCAAUACUAAGGCGGCUCUGCUUAGAGUGGGACUUCGAGAGAUGGCCAAGUUUUGCCACAUGUUCUUUGACGGCGUUCAAGAUAAUACCUUUACGCAGAGCUGUGGCAUGGCAGAUUUAAUCACGACAUGCUACGGUGGAAGGAAUCGCAAAUGUGCGGAAGCUUUUGCGAAGGAACGUCUUGGAUCGGACGGGCUCUGCGACGAGGCUAUGGCGUGUGAACAAAAGUGGGAGAAGAUUGAAGCCAAACUUCUCAACGGCCAAAAGCUGCAAGGAACUCUAACGGCGAAAGAAGUUCACGCCAUACUUGACUCUCGAGGGGUCCUUAACGCAUUUCCUCUAAUCAAAACGAUCCAUGAGAUUUCUUUUAAAGGGAAACCUGUACAACAGAUUGUGGAUGGUAUUAUUGAUACGAACGAGCACGGAGCUAGCUCGCACUUGUAA
Molecule: messenger RNA, 1161 nt
Organism: Phaeodactylum tricornutum CCAP 1055/1
Lineage: Eukaryota; Bacillariophyta; Bacillariophyceae; Surirellales; Neidiaceae
Exons: 3
Coding region: 1-1161 (386 amino acids)
Biological process (GO): glycerol-3-phosphate catabolic process; carbohydrate metabolic process
Cellular component (GO): cytosol; glycerol-3-phosphate dehydrogenase (FAD) complex
Molecular function (GO): protein homodimerization activity; NAD binding; glycerol-3-phosphate dehydrogenase [NAD(P)+] activity
Source: RefSeq, a predicted model, not a curated record